Messenger RNA from Medicago truncatula (barrel medic), 1705 nucleotides. Its product is annotated as PTI1-like tyrosine-protein kinase 3. Gene Ontology annotation, molecular function: protein tyrosine kinase activity; ATP binding. Lineage: Eukaryota; Viridiplantae; Streptophyta; Magnoliopsida; Fabales; Fabaceae. Bases 237 to 1325 code for a protein of 362 amino acids. Gene Ontology annotation, biological process: protein phosphorylation. The transcript is spliced from 8 exons. The record is from RefSeq and is a predicted model, not a curated record.
GUGAUGUGAUGAUAUAAAAGGGAAAAUCCAAAAAGAACAACGCACAACACACCUGGCUUUCACACACUUUCUCUCUAUUUAGCUUUAUUAUUAUAUCAUUCAUUCUUUCUUUUUAUCUUUCUCUCAACGAAACGAAACCCUAGUGCGCGUACAAGGCGCAUACGACUCCUCCUGAUUACUUUGUUCUGGGGAACUCAACUUACAAGGACAAUUUAUAUCCAAGGAAGAGUACAAGGAUGCGUCGUUGGCUAUGCUGCACUUGUCAGGUGGAAGAGUCUUAUCCAUCAAAUGAAAAUGAACACCUGAAAAGCCCAAGAAGUUAUGGAGAUGGCAACCCAAAAGGCUCAAGGGCUCCGGCUCCCGUCAAACCUGAAACACAAAAGGCACCACCACCUAUCGAAGUUCCAGCAUUAUCCUUAGAUGAGCUGAAGGAAAAAACUGACAACUUUGGAUCAAAGGCAUUGAUUGGUGAAGGGUCGUAUGGGAGGGUGUAUUAUGCAACAUUAAACGAUGGAAAGGCUGUGGCUGUGAAAAAGCUUGACGUUUCUACUGAACCCGAAUCGAAUAAUGAGUUUCUAACCCAGGUUUCCAUGGUCUCAAGAUUGAAGAAUGAAAAUUUUGUUGAGUUGCAUGGAUACUGUGUUGAAGGAAAUCUCCGUGUACUUGCAUAUGAGUUUGCUACUAUGGGCUCUCUUCAUGACAUUUUGCACGGUAGAAAGGGAGUUCAAGGGGCACAACCAGGGCCAACUCUUAACUGGAUGCAGCGAGUUAGAAUUGCAGUUGAUGCAGCAAGGGGAUUAGAAUAUUUACAUGAGAAAGUUCAACCAUCAAUCAUACACAGGGAUAUCAGGUCAAGCAAUGUGCUUAUCUUUGAAGAUUACAAAGCUAAGGUAGCUGAUUUUAACCUCUCUAAUCAGGCCCCUGACAUGGCUGCACGCCUUCAUUCUACCCGUGUAUUGGGAACCUUUGGGUAUCAUGCUCCAGAAUAUGCCAUGACUGGGCAGUUGACUCAAAAAAGUGAUGUUUACAGUUUUGGUGUUGUUCUUCUUGAGCUCCUUACAGGUAGGAAACCUGUUGAUCAUACCAUGCCUCGAGGACAGCAAAGUCUUGUCACAUGGGCUACUCCAAGACUAAGUGAAGAUAAAGUGAAACAAUGCGUGGACCCAAAACUGAAAGGAGAAUAUCCCCCAAAAGGAGUUGCUAAGCUUGCAGCUGUAGCAGCACUUUGUGUGCAGUAUGAAGCUGAGUUUAGGCCCAAUAUGAGCAUUGUUGUUAAAGCACUCCAGCCACUUCUGAAGGCUCCCGCUCCUGCACCAGAAACUUGAAGCAGAUGAAUUGAAGUUAAAAUACUUCUAUUUUGUUUCUGCAUCUUCUGCACAGUUUGAGUCAGAUAUUAUCAAAUACUGCAAAUAAUAAUAUAUAUAACAUAUAUUUUUACUUUUGUUUGAGAUUGGAUGUGUAGGAUUGGAUUGGGUGGUUUCAUGUCAUUUUUAAUUUCCAUGUAUUUCUGGUAUUGCACUUUAGUGCAGAGGAUUAUAGAGCCAUACUGCAACAUUGGGUCUGGGUUGCGUGGUUUGUUUGAUAAAUGUUGUUUGUCACUCAACGCUAAUCCCCCCAUAUUCUUUAUUUGUUUCUUGACUGAGCUGAUGAUACUUGGAUUGAAAUACUUAUAUUUGUUGGACCUUUUUGUUUGUCUGUUCUUUUC